Molecule: messenger RNA, 1296 nt
Organism: Hemiscyllium ocellatum (epaulette shark)
Lineage: Eukaryota; Metazoa; Chordata; Chondrichthyes; Orectolobiformes; Hemiscylliidae
Product: dendritic cell-specific transmembrane protein-like
Exons: 3
Coding region: 232-1245 (337 amino acids)
Cellular component (GO): membrane
Source: RefSeq, a predicted model, not a curated record
GCAGUAAGUCUGACAGUCUGCGGAAUAUUUGCUGUCAUCAUUCCUGGUGCUUUGUUUCUCUCAAAGCACUUCAGAUGUUUUACUCUGAUUGUCCUCAUCUCCUGUGGAACACAACAAGGACGGAACGCUCUGAUCACAGCUGGCACUGGUGUGGUGCUCUUCAAUUGUGCCCAAAACAGCUUUCAUAAUUUAAAAGGAUUGGUAGAAAGCUUAGAAUGCAAUCUGGAAAACAUGCUGCCAUCUGUUAAGAAUCUUCUGGAAAAGUACAUUAAAAUUCUAGAGUGGAUUCGUGAACAGAUCCAAAAAUUACCACAAAGUCCAUUGGUCAAAUUUCCAAUUCAUUUUGAGAUAAAAUGCAGUUUAAGAGAUGAUAAGCUAAAACAAAAUCUUAAUGAGACUAAAGUUAACCUGGAGAACCUUGCUAAUCACAUGAUUUCAACAUUGGACAUGGUUUCCCAACUUUGUAAAGGAGUAGUGAUCAUAGUAGGCAUCUUACUGGUCCUAAUAUUCACUGGUUUAUAUAUCAAGCGAUAUUUGUCCAACAUCAAGUUUGAAAACAUAUAUAUCACAAAACAGUUCCUGAAUUUUGAUGAGCAGCAGAAAGAACAAGGGAAGCCUCACCUGCUCCAACUUACCAGAAAAGAGAGGAAAUCCUUCAUAAAGAUCCCAGCAUUCUCUUUCUCAGAAAGGGAAAGGAAAACCUUGGCAAAUUUCUGUGUUCCCAUCCUCAUCAAAGUGUGCAUUUGGGCAACAGUCAUCAUGCUGGAUUACGGGCUAUUCUUGCUUAUUUCUUCAAUAAGAUAUCACCUGGAUCAUCUGCCUCCAAUCAACAUUACCAUGGACUUCCAAUUUAUUGAAGAAAUCAAGAUUAUUGACAUUCCAAUAAGUAGGCAUGAAUCCGGAGGAAAAUUCUCGUAUGAAACUCAUUUGUCCAAAGUCGACUGCAUCCCUCAACCAACUCUGACGAUAAGCAAGAUAUGGCCCCCACUUGUUGCAAUAAUUGCUGUCUUACUUGUACUCACUUUAUUCUCUGCAAAAUUUACAAUAUUGAAAGUAUUGGUUUUGUCAUCAUUUUACAAUGAGACAGAAAAGAGACGAAUAGAGUUUCUCCAUGAAAAAAUACUACGGAAAAGAGCCUUGGUCAAAUUAAUGAAAACAAAUGAACCUCAAAACUUCACAGAUGAUAAGGUCUCAUUUUGGUUUCCAAUCUUCAGAAUGAAGCAAAGAAAGGAUGGCUUGCCAUAGAGAAGAGAAUUUCAACACCAGAAUCCUCAUAAGUUAUAUGUUGAGCUUUGA